This is a messenger RNA of Durusdinium trenchii, 2629 nucleotides long. The record is from the annotation of a GenBank genome assembly. Lineage: Eukaryota; Dinophyceae; Suessiales; Symbiodiniaceae.
CAACUCUGACCCUGCAACCCUCCGAUGGGCCAUGUUGUGGGUGAAGACUCUCCAUGCAGCGUGCAGAUCCGGCACUGCCUGUGAUCGACCCCGUGGAGGGCGCGGCGGGCGGCGCCACCUUCUGGUUAAGCUGUUUGAUCCAACGCGCCAAAGACCACGAGGUGCUAUGGUGGAAGUUCACUUUAUCAGGUGACCUACCUUCACUCUUCAAAAUGGGUGGUGAAAGAUGAUUGGCCCUUGGCAGUCAGCCAUGAUGGCAGUCAGCUUGCCAAUUCCGGAGGUCAUCUAUGAAGAGCAGCGCCCUUCGGGUUCGACACCCACCGUCCGGCGGGGGCGCUUCCAAGACGCCCUUGGUGCAUGGGAGACUGCAAGGCCUGACCGACCCAUUUGGCUUUGCGAUGAGGACCUGAUCUCUGCAGAUUUCCUAGAUGAAGUUGGUGAAGACCACGGCAUAGCCUUCCUUGCCACGACGGCGACGCGGACGGCGCCGCCCAGCCCAGCCGCGUUGUGCUUGGCCAGCGCCAAUGCGCGGACCACGUGGCGUCGGGAUCCGCUCUGCUGGAGCACCAAGCUACUCCUUCUCCACGGUUCUGUGCACGUGCGCCUGGUGCCGAGCGAGCCGGAGGGCGCCUUUGUGGGCGCAUGGGGCGCAGCGGUGGCGGCGGAGUCGGCGCUGAUGGAGCCACAGUGGGUUGAGCUGACCGCUGGGCAACGCCUGAGCAUCCCAGCUGGAUGGUGGUACAGCAUCAGCUGCGGACGUGAGAAGAUGUGGGGGCUGCAGAUGCAAAGCCUUUUGUCGCAUCCUGACCCUUCGGAGUCUCUUCUCCAGACCGGCACGCCUGGCAUGCCACUCACGUCGAUGCCCUCUGAACAUCACCAGCUGCGGCGAUGCCUUCCCGGGCUCUUCCCCCUACCCACGAAGCGCCGUGCGACCCUUUGCACCAGCGACCAGAAAGAGGCGGAGGGCACUGGGCGACUUUUGGAGGUGAUGUGGAAGCUGAGUGUGGUGUAUCCCGAGUUCGUUUUAGCUGGAGUGGGUCUACCUUGGGAUAGCUUCCUUUGGUCGAGUGAGUCUCUGGAGCUUUUCGUUUGCACCCGUGGCUUUUGGCGCCCGUGGCCUUCGACGUCGUGCACAGCCAGCUCCGGUGCACCUGUGCAGCUCCUGUCGGAGCUGUCACUGCCAGGGCCGCAUGUGGAGUUGAGAUCGGGUGGGAUGCCGCGCAUCAUCUGGAUGUUUUGGGCGCAAGAGGAUGGACUUGGUGGCUUCCGGCGUGCUUGCAUCAGGUCUUGGGUUUGCAAGAAUCCCACCUGGCAGGUGGUGCUGCUGAACACCGAGACCUGCUUGUCCUACCUCGACCCCACCGAGCUUCCGCGGCCGUGGGGGGCGCGCCCCUCGCGGUGCCGCCGCCCCACGGUGCUGGCCGAUGCGGUACGGCUGGCGCUCCUGAAGCGGCAUGGAGGUGUGUAUGUGGAUGUGAGCGUGGUAUGCUGUAGAUCCUUAGACAAUUGGCUCAUGAAGAGCUUGGGCCAACAUGAGAUGGCAGCGUUUUACUAUAAGAAUUUUGGGCGCUCAGACCGGAUCAACACCGGUGAGUACGUCGAGAACUGGUUCCUGGCAUGUCUGCAGGGUAGUCAGCUGAUGCGUCGAUGGCAUGAAGCCUUCCAACUCUUCUGGACAGAUAGGGCUGAUGCACAUGACUAUGGCGGUUUGCGAAACAGCCAGAUGUUCAAGCACACAGAUUUAAGUUGCAUGACAGAGGAUCAGACAAACUAUUUAACGAUGCAUUGCUGUUUCAAGUGGUUGAUCGACUCUGACGCUUUUGCCCGCAAGCUCUGGCAAACUUCAACUCUGCUGAUUGCAGCUGAUACAGCUCUUGGCUGGAUUUUGGACUUGCCCGGUCUGAGGGAGAACUGGUCAAUCAGCACCAUUACAGGUCAUCAUGCUGCACAUUGGCUUUACAGGGAUGACCUGGCAUGGGUGGCGAAGCUGGUUAGACUGUCACCAAUGCUCAAGUUUGUGGGGGCACAUGCCAGCGUGUUUGAUCAGCAGCCUGAGGCAGAGCUGAUGCGAAAGGGCACCUGCAUGCAAUUUCUUUUGUCUCAUGCUCUCCAGCCAGAUGUCAUGGAUGUCAUGAACCUUGAUGAGCUCCACUUCGAAGCUGUGGACUGAACGGACCGCCCAGCGACUGUUUGAUUGAUAUUGGACGAUGGUCCGCUCACCGAGGAGGUAUUUUUUCAGUCUUUCACACCUCACGAACCACGAGCUUGAACGACCCUUUGCCACGGCCGGUUCUUCUCAAGAGCGUCGGUGAGCGAGACCGUCGCGGCGAGACUCGGCCGGACAGUCCCGUUCGGUCUGCGAGGGAGGAGGACAUGGGACGACAUGGAUUAUCCUCGCAUGGCCGCUGCAUCGAGCUGCCACGUGCCGCUGCCACGUGGGGAGCUGGAGACCUCCAACGCCGGUCAGGCGACCGGUCGGCGAGGCUUCACCUGAGCCCGGCCACAUCCAAUGAGUUGCGGCUCAGAGAGGCCCAUGUGACCCCAUCUCCGGGUCUCCGGGCAACGGUGUGACAGUUCUUGCAAAAGGAGGUUUGGAAUGGGAGAGAGAAUCAGACCAGAUGAAUCCAAC